AUGUCGCAAGCUUCUUCCUCUCGUCAUAGAACGGUCGAGGAGAUGCUCUCUCCUUUGAAUGCGCAUGAUUUCGAUUGGAAAGCGUACGAGGGAACAUAUCAAGGCCGAGCACUCAUAACACGAUUGUUUCAUAUACCUUCUUUACUGCUUUCAUCACAAUCAAAACCUACUUUUCAAGCGAUAUCAUUCUCCCGAGCUGCUUUAGCAAGACUAAUUCCACACCUCAAAAACGAAACAUGGGAUUGGUCAUUAUAUUAUUCUUCAAUCAAAUUAUUGAAAGAUCCAUCUGCUAGAAGAAAAUCAAAGGACGAAAGGGAAGAUGAUAUCUCCAGGAUGGAUAUCGAUGAUUUAAAUACAAUACCAGUCGAUGCAGGUGGGACUGGAAAUGGAAGUGGAGGAGAAGAAGAAGAUGGUAUAGCUGAUAUAAAAUGGAUAGAAAAUGUUAAAGAAUUAGAAAGAAGAGAGAACAAUAGAUUGGAUGUUGAAUUGAGAGGUUAUUUAAGUAAUUUAAUCAAAGAAAGUAUAAGGCUCACAUAUCUUGCUUUCGCUCAACUUUCCGUCAAAGUGGGAAACUCACAAGCUGCAAUGAAGAAUUAUAGUGCUGUGAGAGAAUACAGUACGAGUUCACAACAUCAUGUUGAUUUAGGCGUUGGCAUCGUUGAGACACUUCUGGCUUUCAAUCUUCCAUCCACUCUACCAGGUCACAUAUCUAAACUUGAAUCUACACUUGACAGACUUCAUCCACCCCCACCCACUACUCGUGGUCCAACCACCGAAGCGGCGAACGUCACUGCAUCUGAUCUGCGUGAAAGACGAGAGAACGAAGCUAGGAGUCUCGCUGUUCGGCGAAGCGUUAUGGUCAGAAUUCGAGUGGCUAAAGGCUUAGUAGCGUUACAUAACAGAGAAUGGAGUAAAGCAGGAAGGGAAUUAGGCUCUGUUGGAGAGGAAGAAGGUGGUUUAGGUGAUUUCGAAGGAAAAGCAAUCUCGUCAGCAGACUUGGCGUUAAUCACUGCCUUCUGCAUCUUGGCGAGCGCAGAUAGAGAUAGGAUAAGAAGGGUAUUAUUGGAUAGAACAAGUUUCAAAGCUCAAAUUGAUGAUCAUGAUUCCUGGAUCGUAGAUCUCAUUAGCGCAUAUGUGGACGCUAAUUAUGGACAAGUCAUGAAUUUGCUUCAACGAGCCGAACCUAUGCUCCUACUCAAUCCAUUCCUCAGCUCUCAUGCAGGCAUCCUCCUGGACUUGAUUGAAAAGAGAUGUAUACUUCAAUAUGUUAAACCUUUUGCAACUAUUCAGAUUCCAGUUAUGGCUACUGCAUUCGGACUGGACACGAAACACAUGUUAAGCCUUGUCGAAGGUUUAGUGGAAAAUAAAGAGAUCCAAGGGAAAGUUGACUUGAUCGAUCAGAUUCUCGUUUUGAAAGAGCCCGAUCAUCGUGGAGAAAUGUUCACCAACGCCUUCAAGGUAGGCAAGAAAGCUGGUGAUGUAACGCAGACUGCUAUCUUGAGAAUGAAAAUGAUCGAAGCUGGAAUCCUAGUCGAUCCACGAAACAAGUCAUCUGACAGGAAUGGACAUGAUGAGAAAGGUCAACUGAUUCUAGAUGAAGGCCUGAGUGAGGAGAUGACAAUCGAGCCGCCCUCCUAUGAGGCUUAG
Molecule: messenger RNA, 1647 nt
Organism: Kwoniella shivajii
Lineage: Eukaryota; Fungi; Basidiomycota; Tremellomycetes; Tremellales; Cryptococcaceae
Exons: 8
Coding region: 1-1647 (548 amino acids)
Cellular component (GO): COP9 signalosome
Source: RefSeq, a predicted model, not a curated record